UGGGUCGUACAACAGCAAUGGUUGCCCUCACGAAGCUACAUGUGUCUUGGUAAUUUGACGUUUUCUUAAACUGAUUCAGGUUUUCCAAAGUUAUGACUGGUAGUGGUUAUAUAAAUUCACAGAGGAUUAGCUUUUUGCUUCAUUGACAGGUGUGGCUGCUUCAUAAAGCUUACUUGAUUCUUGGCAAAUUAGAAACUCUUUCAGACACAUUGACAGGAGUUGUUUUAGUUGUUUGUCAGGUAACACAAUUAUAGGUAAGUAGUAAACGAUAUUCAUAUAUUUUGCAAAGAUGAAAGGCAAGGGGAAACCAAGUAGGAAAGGAAAGAAAGACACCGGUAAACUGCAAAAGUAUAUGAUGACAGUUAAUGACUUUGUAAAAAGUAAGAUAGGCUGUGAUGAAACUGAAGAAAAGGAAGAUGACAGUAGCUUGAGAUUUGUUAAGAAAAAAAGUAGAAAAGAGAUGCGCAAGGAGAAAAGAAAGAUGAAAAAGGCUAAAAUAAAGAAUCACUAUGAAGGCUACAAAGCUCUCAAAGCAUCUACUUGUGACAGUGAGACAGUUACAACCACAACUGAUAAACAACAAACAAAGAAGGUGACCGGGAAAGUGAAGAAACAUGAGCCAGCGUCUCAACAACCCAAGUCAACUCCCAUUGGGACUGUAGGAAUAGUAGAGGCUGUGAAAACAGGACCUAAAAAACCUUCCAAGAAAGCAAAGCGAAAAAACAAACUUGAGGAAUCUAGGAAAAAAGCACUUUUAGAAGCAAAUAUUGCUGAAGACAGAGAAAUCAAGAGGUUAGAGCGAUCUCUUGGGUAUAACAAGAGGAAAAACAAAAAGACUCUUCCACAGUCGUUUGCUGAUGAUGGACUCGAUUACAUUUUGGGAGUAUUGGAUGCGGGGUCAGCAGCUUCGGGUAUGAUGUAUGACAGUGAUGAUGAGAAGGACAAUGCCAAAGAGAAAUUAAAGAAAUUGGAAGACAGUGAAUCUGAAAUAUCCGGCGAAGAGGAGGAAGGACAAGGAGAAGAGGGCAGCGAACCAGACAGUAAUGGAGAUCUGGAUGACAUUGAGGAUGAGGAGGAAGAUGAGAUGGAGGAGGAGGGGGAGGAGGAAGAUGAGAUGGAUGAGGAAGAAGAUGAAAUCGAGGAGGAUGAAGGUGAAAUGGAUGAGGAUGGUGGAGCAGGUACAGAAGAAAAUGAAGACGUUGACAGCGGAAACUCAACGCUUGCAAUUGUGAAAACGGCUACCUUGUCAGCAGGGAAAUAUGUGCCUCCUCACCUACGAGACAUGGGGGAUGAUAAGCGCAAAGCUGAGCUGGAAAGACUGAAGAGACAAGUCAAAGGGCUUGUGAACAGGCUUAGUCAGGACAACAUGGCAUCCAUCAGCGGGCAGCUGGAGGAGCUGUACAUGAGCUCCAGCCGGAAGGACAUGAACGACACCCUGUCUGAGAUCCUGCUGGCGGCCUGCGUCACCCCGGCCCUGAUGCCUGACCGGCUGCUCAUGGAGCACGUCCUGCUCGUCAGCAUUCUGCACCACAGCGUUGGGCUCGAGGUGGGGGCUAAUUUCCUGGAGACCGUGGUACGGAGGUUCAGCGAGACGUACAAGAACCCUGGUGAAGGCAAGGAGUGUGACAACUUGGUGGCCAUGGUGGCGCACCUCUACAACUUCCAGGUGGUGCACGCCCUCCUCAUCUUUGACAUCCUGAAGAUGAUGGUGAGGGCCUUCACCGAGAAAGACAUUGAGCUGGCCCUGUUUGUGCUGAAGAACGUAGGCUUCAGCCUGCGGAAGGACGACCCCCUGGCGCUGAAAGAGCUCAUCUCUGAGGCCCAGCACAAGGCCAGUGCAGCGGGCACUAAGUUCCAGGAUGAAAACAGGGUGCGUUUCAUGUUGGAGACUAUGUUGGCUCUGAAGAACAACGAUAUGAGGAAGAUCCCAGGCUAUGACCCAGAACCGGUCGAGAGACUCAGAAAGCUGCAGAGAACUCUGGUCCACCAGAGCUCAGGGAGGAGCGAUGUGAAACUGAGGGUGUCUUUGGAGAAUCUCCUGGCUGCAGAGCAGGUGGGUCGCUGGUGGAUCGUGGGCUCAUCAUGGAGCGGAGCCCCGAUGAUAGGUGCCCAGGGCAAGAAGACGUCACAACAGACCACUGCUGAAGGAAAGUUCAGCUCUAAGGUCUUGGACCUGGCCCGGAAACAGAGAAUGAACACAGACGUUCGGAGAAACAUCUUCUGCGUGAUCAUGACCAGCGAAGAUUAUCUGGAUGCUUUCGAGAAGCUGAUACGACUGGGGCUGAAGGACCAACAGGAGAGAGAGAUCGUCCACGUGCUAAUGGAUUGUUGCCUUCAGGAGAAGAGCUUCAAUACCUUUUACGCUGUGUUGGGAGAGAAGUUCUGUGAGCACAACAGGCGGUUCCAGAUGACCUUUCAGUUUAGCCUGUGGGACAAAUUAAAGGACCUCUCCACCCAGUCAGCCCAUACCUUCAGCAACUUGGUCCAGCUGGUCACACACUUCCUCCAGCGAAAGAGCCUCUCCAUCUCCAUACUGAAGGUGAUAGAGUUCGGAGAGCUGGACAAACCUAAAGUCAAGUUCCUACGUCAGGUGUUGACUAAGCUGUUGAAAGACACAGAGCCCGAGGAUCUUGCCAACAUUUUUGGAAGGAUUUCGGGAAUUCCCAAGCUAGGAAUGCUGCGAGAGGGCUUGAAGCUGUUCAUCAGUCACUUCCUACUGAGAAAUGGCAAGUCACAGGGACCAGCUGAGCAAGCAGACCUUCUGUCGGAAAGAGCCGAGGUAGCAACCAAGGCCAUGGAGGCCAAAGAGACUAAACUAAAACUGUAAAGCACACAGACACAACAGGAAUAAAUGUUAGAAGAACACAGGCCCUGUUGGGACAAAUAGGUAUUUAUUAGAAAUAUGGAGGAAACGUAUUUCCUACACUGAAGCUAUUCAUGUUUGUUUGUGUUUUUACAGUGUUGCAUUUACAUGUAAUUUUUGUGCGAUUUUGACAGUUGCCUAAAAGCCUUUGGAAUGGAAAUGAGUCCACUGGGAGUUCUUAGUCAUCUAGUUCUGAAACAACCGGAGACGGUUUUCUUUGACAUUGUUAACAUCCUUACAGGAAAGGGGCAUAUAACGUAGCGAUGGUUAUGACAUUGUUGACAAUUGUACUUCCAGUACAGUUUUACUCAUUGUAAUAAUUUUCUGUAUAUAUGUACUGAACACCAUGUAAUUCAGUUUUUACCAUGUAUCACUGGAAUGCAGUGUACUCAAAUGUAUGUGAAAAAUGAAUAGCAGAUAAAUAAUUCUUCAUACAUUUGGCAUAUGUUUCCGAUGGGCAACAAUAAACAAACACUGUUUUAA
Esox lucius (northern pike) is the source of this 3346-nucleotide messenger RNA. RefSeq names its product nucleolar protein with MIF4G domain 1 (gene nom1). Gene Ontology annotation, cellular component: nucleolus. NCBI's taxonomy places the organism in Eukaryota, Metazoa, Chordata, Actinopteri, Esociformes, Esocidae. Gene Ontology annotation, molecular function: protein binding; RNA binding. The record is from RefSeq and is a predicted model, not a curated record. Gene Ontology annotation, biological process: ribosomal small subunit biogenesis. The transcript has 11 exons. The coding region runs from base 290 to 2827 and encodes 845 amino acids.